Mesoplodon densirostris (Blainville's beaked whale) is the source of this 3657-nucleotide messenger RNA. It is a transcript of the gene UBAP2, whose product is annotated as ubiquitin associated protein 2. Gene Ontology annotation, cellular component: nucleus; cytoplasm. Gene Ontology annotation, molecular function: protein binding. The transcript is spliced from 29 exons. The record is from RefSeq and is a predicted model, not a curated record. Bases 149 to 3547 code for a protein of 1132 amino acids. Lineage: Eukaryota; Metazoa; Chordata; Mammalia; Artiodactyla; Ziphiidae.
CACGUGACGGGCCGGACCGCCUCUGCCGCCGCCGCUUUGUAAGAGGCACAUUGGCAGGUAACGAACGGCGGCGGCGGUGGUUCCCGAGUCCAGCGAGAGCAGCAGCGAUUUUCUAUUUUGUGCAUACAUUAUUUUGUAUAUACUGUAUAUGAUGACUUCGGUGAGCAGUGACCGGCCCAGAGGUGCUCGGGAAAAGCCACAGAUUUCAGCGACACAGGCAACACAACUACAGAAACAAGUGGUACAGGCAACAGCUGAACAGAUGCGUCUUGCUCAAGUGAUCUUUGAUAAAAAUGAUUCAGAGUUUGAAGCUAAAGUUAAACAGCUUAUGGAAGUGACAGGAAAAAAUCAGGAUGAAUGCAUAGUGGCUCUGCAUGACUGUAAUGGAGAUGUCAACAAAGCUAUCAAUAUAUUGCUGGAAGGGAAUUCAGACACGACUUCAUGGGAGACUGUAGGAGGGAAGAAGAAGAAUUUUGGAAAAGAAAGUUCAGAAAACAAAGAGAAUAGAGAGAAGAGAAGUGAGAGAGAGGUGAGCCGUGGACGUGGAAGCAACAACCGGAAAGUAAAAGGUGGCAAUCGUGGGAGAGAGUUUAGAGGUGAAGAGAAUGGAAUUGAUUGCAAUCAAGGGGACAAGCCUUCAGACCGUGGCAAGAGAGCUCGUGGUAGAGGGUUUGGACGUGGCAGAGGGAGAGGGGCAGGAAGAUUCUCAACGCAAGGCAUGGGGACAUUUAACCCUGCGGACUAUUCAGAUUCUCCAUCUAUAGAUGGGUGUGGGACAAAACCAGUAGUUUGGGAAGCUGCUCAGAAUGGUGCAGAUGAGGGAACUGAACUGGCAUCAAAUGCUCAAAAUGUAGCUCAGAAUCUGCCAAACAAAAAUUCUUUUGGACUCAAAGGGGCCUGGAAGAAUUCUGUGGACGAGUGGACAACGGAAGACUGGACUGAAGAUCUUUCUGAAACAAAGGUCUUCAUUUCCUCAGCUGCUCCAGCAGAGCAUCUUGUCACACCUGGGCAAAGUGUUGAUCUGGUAGCCUUGCUCCAGAAGCCUGUUCCUCACAGUCAAGCCUCAGAAGUCAACUCCUUUGAAACUUCCCAACAGCAGGGCUUUGGCCAAGCCCUUGUCUUCACAAAUUCUCAGCACAUCAGUCAGAUGGCACAAGGGACUGGCAGCUCCACUGCUGUCAAUCCCUAUCCACCUCAGAGUCUGUCAUCCAUCCUUGGUUCAGGAUUUGGAGAGCUCGCACCUUCCAAAAUGGCAAACAUCACCAGCUCCCAGAUUUUGGACCAGUUGGAAGCUCCGAGUUUGGGCCAGUUUACCACCACCCCAAGUUCACAGCAGAAUAAUACAAGUCCUCCCACAACCGCUUCUUCUUGGGACCUCAAGCCCUCAGCAUCCCAGUCCUCAGUCCUUAGUCAUUUUGACUUCAAAUCUCAGCCUGAGCCGUCCCCUGUUCUUAGCCAACUGAGCCAACGACAGCAGCAGCAGACUCAGGCAGUCACUGUUCCUCCUCCUGGGUUGGAGUCCUUUCCUUCCCAGGUGAAACUCCGAGAGUCAGCACCCAGAGACAGCAGUACCUCCACUGUGAACAAACUCCUGCAGCUUCCCAGCACGACUGUCGAAAACAUCGCCGUGUCUGCUCACCAGCCACAGCCUAAACACAUCAAACUCCCUAAGCGGCGAAUACCUCCAGCUUCUAAGAUCCCAGCUUCUGCAGUGGAAAUGCCUGGUUCAGCAGAUGUCACAGGAUUAAAUGUCCAGUUUGGUGCCUUGGAAUUUGGAUCAGAACCUUCUCUCUCUGAAUUUGGAUCAGCUGCAAGCAGUGAAAAUAGUAGCCAGAUUCCCAUUAGCUUGUAUUCGAAAUCUUUAAGUGACUCUUUGAAUACCUCCCUAGCAGUGACCAGUGCAGUGCAGAACUCCACCCACACAACUUCAGUCAUUACCUCCUCCAAUCUGACCAGCUCAUCGUUGAGCUCCACUAGUCCUGUAACAACAUCUUCCUCCUACGACCAGAGUUCUGUGCAUGACAGGAGCGCAUACCAAAGCUCUGUGAGUCCAUCGGAGUCAGCUCCAGGAACCAUCACGAAUGGACAUGGUGGUAGUCGAAGUCAGCAGACAGUAGACACUCCUUCAUCUGUUCCAGCUCCAGAGACAACAGACGCCCCCUCCGCCCUCCCAUCCGUGGGUUCCCUGCCCAGCACCACCUCCUGCACCCCGCCUCUGCCCUCUGCACCCCAGCACACUGCCGCUCUGCCCCCCUUGGCGCAGCCUGGCGACCUGUCCAGCAGCCCCCUCUCUCAGCUUAGCAGCUCUCUCUCCGGCCACCAGAGCAGCCUCUCCUCUGCGCACACGGUGCUCUCCACCAGCACGUCACACACGCGUGCCGGCGUGGAGAGCGCCCCUCCCCUCCAGCCCUCGGCCGCCUUCUCAACGGCAGCCACCUGUGCCUCGAGUGCUGCAUCCUCAGGGCUCAGCCUGCCGAGCAGCAGGAACACGCUCAACAGCCUCUGCCUGGGCGGUACCGCUGCGAGUGCCCCCAGCAGCAGCGCCAGGGCCACGCCCUCGGUGACCUCAGGCAAAGCGCCCCCCAGCCUGCCCCAGGGGGCGCCUCCCCUGCUGCACAGCCAGUACCUCGUGGGCCCCGGAGGACUGCUUCCUGCCUACCCGAUUUAUGGCUAUGACGAGCUCCAGAUGCUGCAGUCACGGCUGCCGAUGGAUUACUAUGGGAUUCCUUUCACUACACCCGCAGCCCUCACCGGUCGAGAUGGGAGCCUUGCUAAUAAUCCCUAUUCAGGUGAUGUCACAAAGUUUGGCCGAGGAGACUCUGCGUCCCCUGCACCUGCCACCACCCUGGCUCAGCCCCAGCAGAGCCAGUCCCAGGCCCACCACACAGCCCAGCAGCCCUUUCUGAACCCUGCCCUGCCACCUGGCUACAGCUACACUGGCCUCCCCUACUAUACAGGCGUACCCAGUGCCUUUCAGUAUGGGCCCACCGUGUUUGUCCCCUCGGCCUCAGCCAAGCAGCACGGUGUGAGCCUCAGCAGCCCCACCACCCCUUUCCAGCAGGCCAGUGGCUAUGGCCAGCACAGCUACAGCGCAGGUUACGAUGACGUGAGCCAGGGGGCAGCAGCAGGAGACUACACCAAGGGCGGCUAUGGUGGAUCAUCGCAGGCACAGAGCAAGUCUUCAGGUGCUGGGCCUGGCAAAGGAGUGUCGGCGUCUUCGAGCGCCCCCGGCCUCCCUGACGUGACCGGGUCCGUCUACAGCAAGACUCAGACUUUCGACAGGCAGGGAUUUCACGCGGGGACCCCGCCACCGUUCAGCCUGCCCUCGGCCUUGGGCUCCCCUGGGCCCCUGGGCCCCGGUUACGCGCCCUCACCGCUCGUGCACAUCCUGCCCGCCCACCAGCAGCCUCACUCACAGCUGCUGCACCACCACCUCCCGCAGGACGCUCAGAGCGGCUCCGGUCAGCGCAGCCAGCCCAGCUCCCUGCAGCCCAAGUCGCAAGCCUCCAAACCUGCCUACGGCAACUCUCCAUACUGGACAAACUGAACCCUGAAGAGCGGGGGGGCCGGGGCAGGGCCUACCCCGGGCAGGAGAGCGCACACGGAGCCCGGCGCCCUUCCCCAGAGUUUCUGAGACGUGUAGCUGUGUCAGCCGAG